Messenger RNA from Micromonas commoda, 705 nucleotides. RefSeq lists its product with no specific name. The transcript has a single exon. Gene Ontology annotation, molecular function: kinase activity. The annotation marks the transcript as partial. The record is from RefSeq and is a predicted model, not a curated record. NCBI's taxonomy places the organism in Eukaryota, Viridiplantae, Chlorophyta, Mamiellophyceae, Mamiellales, Mamiellaceae.
AGGGACGCCGGCGCAGCGCUGGGAGCCGCCGUGGGAGCCUACCUCUGGGUCAAGCUCUUCGACGUGCUGGCGUCGAAAAAAAUUCUCGAGCGCAAACUCUCGCGAAAGGUCAUCCACACCACGUCCGGACCCUUCUUCGCGCUCACGUGGCCGCUCUUCAGCUCGUCCCCAGCCGCGUGCUACUUCGCCGCGUGCGUCCCCGCGCUGCAGGCGGUGCGGCUGUUCGGCAUCGGCAGCGGCUUGAUCAAGAAUGAAAACGCGGUGCGAGCGGUGAGCCGCGAGGGCGACAAGGGCGAGCUGCUGAAGGGCCCGCUGAUUUACACGAUCGUGCUGGUCGUCACCACCGCGCUGUACUGGAGGGGUUCGCCGGAGGGCGUCGCCGCGCUGGCGCUGAUGUGCGGCGGGGACGGUAUGGCGGACAUCGUGGGCAGGAGGCUCGGAGCCGGGAAUAAGCUCCCGUUUAACGAGGAUAAAUCCGCAGCCGGGUCCCUCGCGUUUUUCAUCGUGGGUUUCGGAAUGUCCGUCGGGUUCGUGGCGCUGUUUCACCACCUGGGGUACAUGGAGAUGGACGCCGGGGCCGCGGCGGGACGGCUGGCGGUGUUGGCCGCGGCGUGCACGGUGGCGGAGGCGCUUCCGGUCACGGGGGUGCUGGACGAUAACAUCUCGGUGCCGGUGCUCGCGCUGGUGCUCGGGAGCUUCCUCUUC